Messenger RNA from Maniola jurtina (meadow brown), 1575 nucleotides. RefSeq lists its product as uncharacterized. Gene Ontology annotation, molecular function: DNA binding. Gene Ontology annotation, cellular component: nucleus; transcription regulator complex. The record is from RefSeq and is a predicted model, not a curated record. The coding region runs from base 232 to 1149 and encodes 305 amino acids. Lineage: Eukaryota; Metazoa; Arthropoda; Insecta; Lepidoptera; Nymphalidae. The transcript is spliced from 2 exons. Gene Ontology annotation, biological process: regulation of transcription by RNA polymerase II.
CUAGUUCAGACAUGGCGGAUUCCGCGCGGAUGCAAAUCGCGCGGUUGAACCGCGCGGAUCCUAAUUACAUUAGCGCCUUACAAAUCGUUCAUACCUGUCCGCACGGAUUGACAAUCCGCGCGGCUCAACCGAGAAAAUGAAUUCGCGCGGUCGCCGCUCGGUUUUAUUUACUUGACGUACCUAGAGGGCGUUCAGUUGCUCCGCGGAAGCCGCGCGUAUCGGACGGUGACAAUGGAUCGCUUCGACACCGAGCUAUUCAUCGAUGAGGUGGAAAAAAGACCUGCUUUGUGGAACAUCCAAUGUGCAGAAUAUUCUAACAAAACGAUUAAAAACGGAGCUUGGCAGGAGCUGGUGGAGAUUUUUGGAGAAAAUGAGGAUUCUUUGGAAAAGAAGGUUCUUUUUGGUCAACCGCUACUGUAUUUAUAUUUGUUAAAGAUAGUGAUUUCUGUUCCAGGUGUAUCAUUACAAAAAAAAUGGAAGAACAUCCGUGAUGCUUAUAAUAAGGAAUUCAAGAAAGGCAAAUCAAUUCCUUCUGGUUCUGGUGCAUGUAAAGGUUCAAAAUACAUGUAUUUCGACCGGCUUUCUUUUCUUCAGAAGACGAUAGAAAACAAAGAAACUAUCACAAACAUAGAUGAAGCCAAAAAUGAAGAAAUUCGGAACAUUGACCAAAAGCUAGAUAAUUUUGUAAAUGCACGUGAAAUACAACCGGUACCCAAUAAAAGGAAGAAAACUAAAAUUACUUCAGAAGAGCGAUUGGCUAACAUAUUAGAAAAUAGUAUUGAAUCAAGAGAUAAAAUACAAAGACAAAUACAAGAAAGUAUGUCAAAGCAAGAUGAUGAUGAUAAACUUUUUUGCAUGUCAUUGUAUAAAGAGUUAAAGAAAGUUCCAGAAAAUAAACGAUUGGCUACUAAAAUUGAAUUGCUCCAGGUAAUACAGAAAGGGCAGAAAUUACCAUCGCCUAUUCAUAUCACGAGCCAGCAAAACACGCCUAAUGCAGUAUUUUGGCAAAACCAACAAUAUUCAAACCCACAAGGAUAUUUCACUGGAUAUUCUACAAUAGUACCAGGAGAGUCUCCAUCGCCUUUAUCAUGCAAUAGCACUGACGAUUCACAGUCUUCUAUAGUACAAAAUAUAUAUUCUGACGUAUAAAAUAAAUAUCUUACCUUAAUGUGAUCACGAGUUUUUCUUCUGGGGACACGCUUGACCUCAUAUGGGUAUCAUUAGAUUCAAUUUGUUUACUCAUCAUUUCUAAUAAUUCAUCAAAUGAAUUUAUCGACAUUCUCAAAUAAUUGAAGAAUUUUGGUUCAAAACUUCUUAAUUUUGGAUAUAAAGUCUGAAACUGACCAUGAGUAAACCGAUCGCGUAAUAUUGGAUGCACCCAAUACUGCCGUUUCUUCUUUCUUUCUUUUUUACGGAGCAACAAGUACACACAUAUUGCUUCUUCGACUUCCAUGAUUGGACUGUCACCCUAUGCGAAUAACGGCACUCCGCAUGUACAUCCGCGCCUGUCUGAACACUUGCGUUUAGAACCGCGCGAUUUGCAUCCGCGCGGAAUCCGCCAUGUCUGAACUAGCU